UUGCGAACGCCGGUUUCGAAAAUGCUGUAUCGAAAACAAUAAAAAAAAAAUUUUAUCAGUUGGAUUUAGGUGGACAUAUGUGGGCUAUAAUGUGUUUUAAUUUGCAAACAUAAAUUAUUAAUAAAUGGUGUUUUCGCAUAUAAACAAUGAACAAAUGAAAAAGAACUUUGCGAAGUUAUUGCCAAAAGUAUAUGUGCGUGUAUAAACACACUAUUAAGCUUUUCUUAAAGCAAGAGUUCAAGCUCGUUUGUUUAGAAAUGUAGUGAUUAUAUAUAAACUGAUAUUUAAUGUUUACAAAGUGUAUAUUGGCAUAUUUAGUGAUUGCAUUACCUAUCUUCAACUAAAAUACAGUAGACAAUGCACAUUUUCUUUUUAAGUUCAAAUAUAUAAAGCAACUGUUUCCGCCAUGCGAAAAAUACGUCGACGUUUCACCUAUAAGAUUGGUGCAUUGUUAGCUGUCCUUACAAUGGUUUCAUUUUUACUGUUUAUUCGGCCUCAGGAGAUGGAUCGCAAUGAAAAGAUUUUAAUAAUAGAGCGUUCUAUACGUUCACCUAUGAAUCGUGGAGAGUGCCAUCUCCCCCAACUGCCUUUAAAUGAUUCAGAAGUAAUGAAAUAUUACCAUACAGUUGAUAAAAUCCAAUGUGGAAAUGCCCAAGAUGAUUGGGUCACAUGUGAGAAAUCUAUAUGUUUUGUCAAACCAGAAAUAAGUGCCACUCAAGGGGAAGUCAUUUGUACUUAUACAGAUGUGAUACGUAGCUCAGAUUAUACAAGCAAAUAUGGUAAAUCGACCAAAACCAAGGAACCAUAUAUAUUGCAGGCUAGUGAUUUCGUAAAAGUUGUCUGCCACAGUUCUACGUCUGGUAAUAUUUGGUAUGGCAUGGCUUUUGGCAUAAGAGAUGGAGUUGCUGUAAAACCGAAAGCACCUCCACAAGUUCCGAUUUAUGCGGGCCUCGCUGGUGGUGUUGCCAAUAUUGUAAAUGAGGACAAUAAUCCUUUUGUGUCAAAGUAUUUCAACAUACUUAUGUUUGGUUUUGACUCUCUCAGCCGUAAUGCAUUCCAACGCAAAUUACCUAAAUCGUACUCAUAUUUAGUACAAGAUUUACAAGCCAUUGUUUUGCAAGGCUAUAAUAUUGUGGGUGACGGUACUCCCCAAGCUUUAGUACCAUUGCUUACAGGCUAUACUGAGCUGGAAUUACCCGAGACUCGUACACGCAUGCCGAAUGCAAUGAACGUCGAUGUUUAUCCAAUGAUAUGGAAGGAGUAUGCACGUCAUGGAUAUUAUACCUCUUUCAACGAAGAUGUACCAAAUAUUGGUACAUUUACAUAUCGAAUGAAAGGUUUCAAAGAACAGCCAGUCGAUCACUAUUUGCGCACACUAUAUUUAGAAGCACCUAAUAUGUGGAAUUGCUGCACACAACACUGCAUAGGCCAUCAACCAGAUCAUGUUGUAAUGUUUGAUUACACUAAAAAUUUCAUGCUUAAAUACAAGGAUUCACCACGUUUCGUAUUCAGUUUUCAUGGAGGAUUAUCACACGAUUCUAUUAAUUUGGUAGGUGCGGCAGACGAUGACUUAAAUUCCUGGCUGCGUAUUUUGAAGGAUACACAUAUUCUCGAUAAUACAAUACUGAUUAUGAUGUCAGAUCACGGUAAUAGAUUUGCUGAAGUUCGAGCUACCCUGCAGGGCAAACAGGAAGAACGGCUGCCGUUUUUCAGUUUCACAUUUCCAAAAGCAUUUCAGGAAAGAUUUCCCGAAGAGUAUGCAAAUUUUAAAGCGAACGUUGAUCAUUUGACCACACCAUUUGACGUGCAUGCUACACUACAACAUAUCCUUGCACUUCAAAGCAGUACCGAUGAUAUGGAAAAUCAUAAAUUGAAUUCAGAUUACUAUAUGCCACCGGAAGUUGUAACUGAGAAUUUAGUGUCUUCACGUCACCAACAGCUUGCUCAAAAACGUGCUAUUUCAUUAUUCGACAUAAUACCAAAAAAUCGAUCCUGCAGCGAUGCUUACAUCGAACCACACUGGUGUGCCUGCCUCAACUGGCAGCGACUCUCCCUCAAUGAAAGCGAACCUCACACUCCAGUAUUGCUGAAGGCAGCCGAUAGCAUUGUGAGAACCAUUAACGAUCUAACCAAUUCGUACCGUCAUCUUUGUGCCCCCCUUGAACUGGUACACAUCAAUUGGGCAUUACGACUUCAUCCACAUAAAGAACUUUUAAGCUAUAAGCAAAAUAGUGACAAGGAUGGCUAUGUAGCAGACUUGAGUGAUAAAAUGCAUAUAAACGAAGAAUUAUAUCAGCUGCAGAUCGUUGUAGCACCGGGCCAAUCCCUUUAUGAGGCUAGCGUCUCAUAUGAUUUAAAAACAUUCGAGAUGCAAACAAAGACUACUGAAAUAUCUCGUGUAAAUAAAUAUGGCGAUCAAGCCAAUUGCAUAUACGAACGCAAUCCGGAAAUUCGAAAGUAUUGCUACUGUCGUGCAUAAAUACCUUUGAAAUUUAAAUAAUUUAAUUCACAAAGAUUAAUAUUUAAAUUUCAUAAUUUUAUUCGUGUGUAUUUUUAAACCGGGUAAUAGUUUCUGUAGUUCUAUCCAUACCAUAUAUGUGUUACUCGAAUAUAUUUAGAAAGGAAUGAGUAUGUAAACUCAGUAAAUUUAAAAUUACUUUAUCGUAAAUACCUUUAAUUAUUGCUAGUCUAGCAUUGGCGCUUAGUCACUGCAUUUUGUAACGUGAUACACAUUUAUUAUAGACAAUGGCCAAUAUAUGAACAAUUCAAAUGUUGCUGUAGUCGUUACAACAUACAUAUGGCACAUCCAAUUAUGUUUAAGUACCUUUGUAUUAUCAGAAUUAUUUUAAAUACCAACAAUAAAAUAUGAAAACGGCACAUUUCCAUCUGCCCAGAUUACUACAAAUGUA
Messenger RNA from Zeugodacus cucurbitae (melon fly), 2909 nucleotides. Its product is annotated as 4-hydroxyphenylpyruvate dioxygenase. The record is from RefSeq and is a predicted model, not a curated record. Lineage: Eukaryota; Metazoa; Arthropoda; Insecta; Diptera; Tephritidae. The transcript is spliced from 7 exons. Bases 407 to 2479 code for a protein of 690 amino acids.